AUGGAUGUUCAAAAAACUCUAUUAAAGAUUUCCAUCCUACUGAAUUUUCUUCCCAUUGGCACUCUCCUCGCCUUCGAAAUGCUUCCUCCAUUGGUCUCGGCGAAAGGGAAUUUUUGUGAAGAAGAUAAGGUUUUAUCAUGGGUUUGUGACCUUCAAGGGGUUGAUGGUGUUCAAGACGAUUUUUUUCCCCUCAUGUCGGCUUUGGUUUUUGUAGCAAUCGCAUUCUCAGAUCAUCGAGUAACCAAUUGCCUUUUUCAUGGUUAUGCAAAGGAAUUGGACGAGAUUAUGCAGACUUUUCCUAUCAUUGUGGGUAUUGUGUCCAGUGCCCUUUUUCUCAUCUUCCCCAACACUCGUUAUGGCAUAGGUUGA
Molecule: messenger RNA, 369 nt
Organism: Macadamia integrifolia
Lineage: Eukaryota; Viridiplantae; Streptophyta; Magnoliopsida; Proteales; Proteaceae
Product: protein DMP9-like
Exons: 3
Coding region: 1-369 (122 amino acids)
Biological process (GO): endomembrane system organization
Source: RefSeq, a predicted model, not a curated record